GUUCCUGUAAAGAGGGCAGAGUGGGUUACGUUGGCAGCUGGCUGCCUGAGACUGAUGAGCCAGGAAGAGGGAAAGGAGAGUCCGGCUUAUGGGGCCGGGGAGGUUCCUGGAACAGCAACCACACUAACCUUGAUUGCUGAGUCAGGAAAGAAAGACUUGCGUCAGUGAGCUGCUGUUUUCAAUCAUGGAUUUCCCAGGAACAUCCAGGAGGAUCCCCGCAUGGAAAAGAUGGGUUUCUCAAUAUACACACCAUCAUCUUGCUGUCUUUCUUCUGACCUUCUUCAGUUAUGCACUCCUUCAUGCAUCUAGAAAAUCCUUCAGUAAUGUGAAAGUCAGCAUAUCCAGCCAAUGGACUCCAUCAAACUUUAAUAGCUCGGAGGGUCUGUUCCCAAACGAGACCUGGAGUGAUAAUCAUCUCUUUCCUGAUAUGGCAUCUGCCACCCUCUUUCUUGGACUUCUAGACACAAUAUUUCUAUUUUCUUAUGCAGUGGGACUGUUUGUCAGUGGCAUUAUUGGCGAUCGACUAAACAUGCGCUUGGUGUUGACAUUUGGAAUGUGCUCUUCUGCAGUGACAAUGUUUGUUUUUGGCACACUUACCGAAUGGCUGCAUUUUUACAAUAAAACCUUUUACUGCCUGGUGUGGAUACUGAAUGGACUUCUGCAGUCCACAGGCUGGCCCUGUGUUGUAGCAGUCAUGGGGAACUGGUUUGGGAAAACGGGUCGAGGAUUUAUUUUUGGCCUGUGGAGUGCCUGCGCUUCUGUGGGGAACAUUUUAGGUGCCUUCCUUGCGUCUUCUGUACUGAAAUAUGGGUACGAGUAUGCUUUUCUUGUGACUGCCUCUGUUCAGUUUGCUGGAGGGUUGAUCAUCUUCUUUGGCCUGGUGACCUCUCCUAAAGAGUUAGGUCUCCCAGGAAGUGGUGAAGAGGAAAGGAGUAGCCCAGAAGAAGAUGCAAAUAGACCUUUAAUCAGUGAUGAGGAUGAAAUCGUUGAUGACACUAAUUAUUCUAUUCAGAGAGCGGAUAACCUAGACCCACCCAAGGCAAUUGGUUUCCUGCAGGCUUGCUGUUUACCUGGAGUAUUACUGUACUCUCUUGCAUACGCAUGCCUGAAGUUGGUAAAUUACUCCUUCUUUUUCUGGCUCCCUUUUUACUUGAGUACAAAUUUUGGGUGGAAGGAGGCAGAAGCAGACCAGCUGUCUAUAUGGUACGAUAUUGGAGGCAUUGUAGGUGGGACAAUCCAAGGGUUAAUCUCAGACAUGCUGCAAAAGAGAUCUCCAGUGCUAGCAGUGAGCCUGGUACUUGCUGUGGGUGCCCUGUUUGGCUACAGCCGUUCCCCCAAUGACAAAGCUAUAAACGCUGUGUUGAUGGCAAUCACUGGGUUUUUCAUUGGUGGCCCCUCCAAUAUGAUCAGCUCUGCAAUUUCUGCUGAUCUGGGACGACAGGAAAUGGUAAAGGGCAGCAGCGAAGCUCUUGCUACAGUCACUGGGAUUGUUGACGGGACAGGGAGCAUGGGAGCUGCGGUUGGACAGUUCCUAGUUUCUGUGAUUCAGAGAGAACUGGAUUGGAUGUGGGUAUUUUAUUUCUUCAUUCUUAUGACUAGUUUGACCAUUGUGUUCAUCAUCCCACUCAUUGUAGGGGAAAUCAGAACGCUCUUAACAAACAGGAGAUCACCUCGGCAUGCAGGGUGGAAAAUGAGAAGACCAGUUUCCAUGCCAAAGGUUUGGGGACCAUUAUUGAAUUACUCUGAUCUAAAUUAAUGGAGAAAGAACUUGAUGUUUCCAUCUUUCUACAAUUUGAUUUGAAUUUUGAUUUAAUAAGCUAUGUCAACAUUAAACUGAAACUAAAACAUUUAAUAUAA
Pelobates fuscus (common spadefoot toad) is the source of this 1857-nucleotide messenger RNA. RefSeq names its product solute carrier family 37 member 3 (gene SLC37A3). Gene Ontology annotation, cellular component: endoplasmic reticulum membrane. Lineage: Eukaryota; Metazoa; Chordata; Amphibia; Anura; Pelobatidae. The record is from RefSeq and is a predicted model, not a curated record. Bases 185 to 1756 code for a protein of 523 amino acids. The transcript has 16 exons. Gene Ontology annotation, molecular function: transmembrane transporter activity. Gene Ontology annotation, biological process: transmembrane transport.